Molecule: messenger RNA, 4116 nt
Organism: Paramormyrops kingsleyae
Lineage: Eukaryota; Metazoa; Chordata; Actinopteri; Osteoglossiformes; Mormyridae
Product: alpha-internexin-like
Biological process (GO): intermediate filament organization
Cellular component (GO): intermediate filament; cytoplasm; postsynaptic intermediate filament cytoskeleton
Molecular function (GO): structural constituent of postsynaptic intermediate filament cytoskeleton
Source: RefSeq, a predicted model, not a curated record
AAAGGUAAAACCCUUCAUACGAUUUGUAACCCAAUGUAUGCACGCUAUUUUUGUGGAGUUGUGUAAAGAGGAAAAAUCAUGUCUAAAACUAAACAUAUCAUUGAUAUUUUUAAACGUGACAUGGACUGUUACAACAAAGAGUGAAGUAUAUUUCUUGCUGACAUCAGCACUGCGCCAAAACGGACAGUUCCAUUUCCAAAAUCCUGUUAACUAAUUUGAAGGAAUAUUUUACGCAGCGAUUUUUUUUCCAGUUUGAAAAAGGGGGUUUCAUAACAUAAAAUGCAUCUUAGUAUGACAAUAAUUUUAAACUAGCUGUUAUAUUUAAAUGGUGUUUGAAUAAUCGCUAAAAAUCUGCAACGUGACGGGCUUAAAGUUCGCAUUAGACCACGUUAAUUAUUGAUUGGCACGGUCCUGCUAUAUAAAGAAGAUGCGAGGGGUGUUCUGCUCUCUCUCUCCUAGUCCUUGGUCGCCAGGAUGAGUUACGGAUCAGAGCUGUACUCUUCCUCCUCCUACCGAAAGAUUUUCGGGGACUCCCCUCGCUAUGCUGCCUCUCCUCCGCGGCUGGGCAGUGCCUCUUCCUCCCGAAGUUCUUUCUCCUCUAGUGGCUUUAGGUCUCAGUCUCUGACCCGCUCCUCUUCUUUGAGCUCCUACAAAAGACCAGGGCGAUCUUCUUACUCGCCCGUGCUAACCGAAAGCCUUGAUUUGACCCAGAGUUCAGUCCUCAACAAUGAGUUUAAAAUUAUCCGAACGAAUGAGAAAGAACAGAUGCAGGGGCUCAAUGACCGCUUCGCAAUGUUCAUCGAGAAGGUGCGCAAUCUUGAGCAGCAGAAUAAAGUGCUGGAGACCGAGCUGGUGGCGCUGCGACAGCGGCAAAGCGAGCCGUCCCGACUUGCAGACUUAUACCAGCAGGAGAUCCGAGAGCUCCGUUCCCAGGUGGAGCUGUUGAAUGGAGAGAAGUCGCAGAUUUUGAUUGAACGAGAAAACAUCGAGGACGAUUUUGAGAAACUCCGAUCCAAGUAUGAAGAUGAAAUAAGGGUACGAGAGGAUGUAGAGCAGAUGCUGAAAACUUACAAGAAGGACGUGGACGAUGCAACCAUCGUCCGACUGGACCUGGAGAAGAGAGUGGAGUCUCUACUGGAUGAGAUAUCUUUUAUGAGGAAGGUUCACGAGGAAGAGGUGGCUGAGCUAAUGAAUAUGAUCCAGGCAUCCCAGGUCUCUGUUGAAAUGGAGGUUGCAAAGCCUGAUCUCACGUCUGCGCUGAAAGAAAUCCGUGGCCAGUACGAAAGUCUGGCAGCCAAGAAUCUGCAGUCGGCCGAAGAGUGGUACAAGUCCAAGUUUGCGGAUCUAAGUGAACAAGCAAACCGAAGCAAUGAGGCGAUCCGGGCAAGUAGAGAAGAGAUCAACGAAUUUAGGCGACAACUGCAGUCCAAGACUAUCGAAAUCGAAAGCCUCAGAGGAACCAACGAGUCACUGGAGAGGCAGAUCCGGGAAAUGGAAGACAGGCAUAAUACGGAAAUUGUUGGAUUUCAGGACACAAUCAACGAGCUGGAGAAUGAGCUCAGGGCCACCAAGAGUGAGAUGGCACGUCACCUGAGAGAGUACCAGGACCUGCUGAACGUCAAGAUGGCCCUGGACAUUGAGAUUGCAGCCUAUAGGAAACUGCUGGAGGGAGAGGAAACUCGCAUCAGCUCGGGGAUAUCCUAUGCCAUCCCCAACCCCAGCCCCAGCUUGAGCUACGGGUACCAGACCCGCAUCUACACCAGCACCUCCAAGGUCGGAAAGAAGGAAGAAAAGGAGGAGGAGCCUCAGGCCAAAGCCAGCAAGACGAGCAUCCAGCGCGACACAUUCGAGGAGAUCGUCGAGGAGACCACCUCCACCAAGAAGGUGGAGAAGAACGAGUCCAUUAGCAUCAACUCCACCAACCAGAAAAACUAAAUCACCCCCCUCCCUUUCUGUAAUGGAAUGGUCUCAGAGAGGAAUCCACCACACAACCGUUGUGACACUGCACUAUGAACACCUUACAAUGUGAGUUUCCAGAAACAUCACUCCAGAAAUUUCAAACGGCACUUUAAAACCACACGUACAAUACAGACACCAUUAUGGACUUAAGUAUUAGUGCACUGCCACAGGACGUAAAUUAUUCUCGACACAUUCCAGACGGUGUGUGGGGGUGUAAGUUCACCAGAAAUCACAGACAUUUCAGAACUACAAUAUAUAUUCUAUCAAGCAUUUCUAAUUCUGCAAAUACUGGUAUGACUGAAAAUAAGCAUUUGUCUUCUUCAGACUUUGUUUUAGUAAUUCAUGUAUCCAGCACAAAUAAUAUCGAAAUGCCUACUUAAAACUUGAGAACUAAUGUUGAUGAGUCAAUAGUGAUGGACAAUGAUCAACCUUUGGUGUUCCAAAGUAGAGCAUCUAGCACAUUUUAUUAGAAGUACCCAAAUGGAGUGUAUUAAAACCAUUUCAAAGACAGUGCAGCCAAUGAAUCGGUUAAAAAUGUGAACGAUCAUCUGCAGGUAGACAUCUACUCUCCACUGAAGUUUUACUGUCGAAAAGGCCUCUACCUAAAACGAAAAAGAGAAAUUCCUCUCCAAGAAUGCUAUUGAUAUAUUAAUGCAUCUCUUUACUUGCACUUAGAAAAACAAGUUAUCGAAUUCAAGAGUUAGUUGCAUGGUGUAUUUUUCAUGUUUGCAUGGUGUGUCAUUAGGCCACUGUCACUGACUGUGUCUUCCUGACCAUAGGGUAGAAAAUGAAGUCUUCUCCAUUUCCUGCAUUUCUCUGUUCAUUGUAGCAUAUCUCCAAGCAACUUCAAGGCUCAAAAGUGUGGCCGAAUGUUGGAAAUUAUGUUCAGCAUUUCAGUAAGUAGGGUGCAUUUCAGUAAGUAGGGUGCAUUUCAGUAAGUAGGGUGCAUUUCAGUAAGUAGGGUGCAUUUCAGUAAGUAGGGUGGCUGUAUUCCUGCAGUCAGCUUCUACAAUGAAUGUGAAUUGUUGAAGUUUCAUAUUCAGAGAGUCUCUGUUUCAGAGUAAUAUCAUUUCAGCUGUGCUCCUUGAUUAAAUGUGCUAAGAACAUCUGCACUAGUCAAUCUCAUCUAUACAGUUACCCAAUGUACACUUUAGUCGAGCAGGGUUUUGGUUUACAAAAUGUUCAGCACAAAAUUCAUAGGUUGAUAGACCAUGGCUCUUAACUAUGUGCACAAAAACAUUAAAUAUCCAUAAGGAUGCCUGGGAUGCAUCUUAAGAAAUCUAUACUGUGCUACCCUGCCUUAGCAAUACAAAAUAUAUGAGCUAGAAUACCACAGAACAGGGCCUCGAAUUUAAUCAGCUGUGACUGUUAGCUUGACUGUAUCAGAAUGCAUUGUGUGCUUGACCACUUGCAUGAAUGAGACAAAUGUGUCACUGUGAGAUGGAAUUUAUCUCAUCCAAUGUCUCAGAGUUAAGUGAUUGUCCAACUAAUUUGAAAUUAAUAUUUCAGGCACAACUUUACUCGGUCUGAUGUGUCUUCCAACUGUUUGAAUUUCUGUAGAGCUUCCAGUCAUUUCUAAGCCUUUGGAGGGGGGACAUGGAUAAGUGUUUUGGGAAAAAAAAUAUACAAAUAUAAGGACAACAUAUAGUUGUCAGACGUCCUUUCAAUGCAGCCACUCCGGCUAAUAUUUUGAGGGAAACUGGUGGAUGUCCAUCAUUCUUCUGUGCUGUCUGCCAUAACUAUAAAAUGCUGGUUGAUGAGGCCUGGGGCCCUUAAUCAAAUUUGUUCCAAGCACAGCGAGGCACAGGUGACUAAGCUUGCCGAUGAUUGUAUGAAUGCAAGUGGCAUGGAUGCCCUUUGGCAGAAUGCAUGUGCAUCAAGGGUUGAUUAAAUGUUUAACAAAAAUUUCCUAAGUGUUACCCACAGAAAAGGAGAUAAUGCUGUAGGUUGUCAAAAUGCCUUAACGACACCAACUUUUUGAGUUUGGCAGUUGUGUAUGUGCAGUGUAUGGUUUGAGUACUGAUGUGCUGUAUCUCUUUCUAGAAUUAGUCUUCUUAAAUGACAAGGCCAGUUGUUUCUGAAUCUAGAUAAACAAUUUUCCUCUGUUCCUUACUGCUGUAUGGCACAUACCAAUAAAAAAAAAUGUGCUUCAAUGUC